AUGGAUACUACUGAAAGCAAUAGACAAGAAGAAGAAGCAUUACCAUUGCCGAAAAAAAAAAGUUUACCUGAGGAAUUUUCACAUCCAAUGGGUGAUGAUUCAUGCAUGAAAGAUAGUGGUAUUGGGACCACGUAUUUUGCAACCUCAUCCGGUUCGUCGUCUAACAAUACAAGUCCUGAAUCCGACAAAGAUUUACUAUUAUUGUCACAGAACAAUAAUAAAACACCAAAACCUUUGGCUAAAUCCAAACUCGACGCUACAUCCACUCCGGCAACAGAAAUCAAACGUUACAAAUUGAACCGAGACAUUCCCAAAAAGCUUCUAUUAUCCAGUAAUAUUCAUAAUAGCAGUACAGAAGAUACGGUGUGUGAUAAUGCAUCGAUCGUUUCGGAAUACAAAAUAUCACCAACAGUACACUACGAUCAACAACAAUUAUUAAAUUCCACAAAAACUAACCUAAUCCAUAAUCAGAAAUCAUGGAAAUCCAAUUUGAACGACCCUGACAAUUCUAUGAAUCUAUGGACAAAACCAGCGAAACAAGCAUUGAAUACAUCAUCAGUCAAGUUAAAUCUAUGCGUGGCUGAUCUGAUUGAUACGGCCGGAGAAAAUAAAAAAGCCGCUUCGAUUAGUAAUGUAGGAAAUAAUAAGGAAGUGGUUAGUGGUAGAAGAAGACAACGACGUAUGCAUACGUGUGAACGUCCAUUUGAAUGUAAAUACUGUUCCAAAGGCUUUUCAACACGUAGCGGUGUGAAUACACAUGAACGUACACAUACAGGACAAAGACCAUAUGUUUGUCGUGUAUGUGGUAGACGUUUUGCUGCGGGUUCCAAUCUUAUUUUCCACAAAUAUACUCAUACAAAUACACGUAAACAUGUCUGCAGUCAAUGUCCAAAAGCAUUUGUAACGCCCGGUGACUUACGGAAACAUGAAUAUAUGCAUACAGGAAAAUGGCCGUACAGAUGUCAUCUAUGCGAUCGAGGUUUUGCCACGGAGCGUAAUUUGAAAUCACAUGAAACUACUCAUUCAGGACGAAAACCACAUGUAUGCAGUGUAUGCGGCAAAGGUUAUGCCCAAGAAAGCUCCAUGAAAACACAUAUGCGUACACAUCAAAAAAAUGAAAUCACGACGAAGAGUAAAAAACCAGUCCAGAGUGCACCAAUUAAUCCGAACGAUUUAUUUAUAAAUUUGCCAAGUGUUUCCGGUGCUACACCUUCACACUCUAAAAGUGCCGAAACACGAGUUAGAAAAUUAAGACUGGCAAAUAACGGUGCAGAAUUGAACCGUUCUGUUUCGAGACCACUUACUAUACCAUACAGCGGUAUACUUUCACCUGACCAAGCGAAUUCGUUCAAUAUUUCAUCCCAGGUGACAUAUACCUACCAAGAUCAAGACCAUGCAUCGGCAUUUUCCGUACCGAAGGAACGCAUAAAUCCAUUUUCGGAAUUGCCGAAUCCUAUUUUUCGCCAAUUAAAUCAAUCGAUCCCAGUGAAUUAUGGUUCAGUGUCCGCCAUGUCCCCAACAUUUCCAUCGUCUACAAUUCCGUCCACAUUCAAUUUACCAGAGAAUCAAUUAUCGCAGUUAUAUGAAAAAUACCAAUCUUUUUACAAUUUUUAUGUAAAAGCAAUGAGCAGUCCAGCAUCGAUGCAAUCGCACAGUCAAAUUAUGCCAAACUCUCUCGUGUACAAUAUUCCAAUUGAUUUUAAUAAGCAAAAUACACCUGUCAUGCCCAACACAUGUACAUAUUCUGCGGAUGGAAAUUUAUUAAAACCAUUCCAUCAGAUGAUGUCCAUCAAUGAAAAUCAAUUCCCGGUGCUAUCACAACCACCCUCGGGUAUUCUAUCUCAAGUACAACAAAAUUUCUCGAAUAUCAACAAUUCUUGUAAUUGGUCAGUCAAUACAAAUUAUAAUUUCUCUAGUUUAGGUUUACAAAAUAAUGUAUUCUAUAAUUACCAUGGUGAUGGUAAUUCUUUCCCUAGAUUAAUUUCUAAUUCUAUAAUUAACAGUUGUUCGAAUAAUAAUACUACUGAUAAUAAUAACAAUAAUAAUAAGAAUAAUAGUUAUAUCAGUAGUCACUGUAACACAACUGCAGAAAACCAGCACGAUACAGUGGCUCUAGAUUAUUCCAACAAAACUUUAUCGAAAUACGAUACAAGCAGUUGA
Messenger RNA from Schistosoma turkestanicum, 2160 nucleotides. Lineage: Eukaryota; Metazoa; Platyhelminthes; Trematoda; Strigeidida; Schistosomatidae. The record is from the annotation of a GenBank genome assembly.